AUGACAAGCGAAGAAGUAACAUACGCAGACCUGAGGUUCAUGACACUGGAAAAAUCCCAGGACCAGGAGCUCCAGACUGCCAGAGUGAAAGGCUCCCCCAGUCCAUCUUCCUGUUGGCGACUGACUACAGUGGCGCUUGGGGUCUUCUGCCUAAGUUCAGUGGCAGCUGCAGGAGUCUUGGCUGCCAGGUUCAUCCUGGUCUGCCACCUUGUGCAUGAAAGGGAUGAAAACUUCACCCUGCAAAAGGCAAUUAUGGAAAGCCUCAACCAGAAGCUGGAGCUCCUCCAGGCUCAGAAUUUGAACUUGACAGAGACUGUAAAGCAACUUGCCACCUCCAGAGGCUCCCCCAGUCCAUCUUCCUGUUGGCGACUGACUACAGUGGCGCUUGGGGUCUUCUGCCUAAGUUCAGUGGCAGCUGCAGGAGUCUUGGCUGCCAGGUUCAUCCUGGUCUGCCACCUUGUGCAUGAAAGGGAUGAAAACUUCACCCUGCAAAAGGCAAUUAUGGAAAGCCUCAACCAGAAGCUGGAGCUCCUCCAGGCUCAGAAUUUGAACUUGACAGAGACUGUAAAGCAACUUGCCACCUCCAGAGGACAUAAAUGUAUUCCUUGUCCAGAGAACUGGCUACAGUAUGGGGAGAACUGCUACCAUUUUUCAAAGGAAUGGAAAACUUGGCAAGACAGCAAGGCUCAGUGCUCUGCUCUGGAAUCCGGACUUCUUAAGAUAGAGAGUAAGGAAGAGCUGGACUUCGCAAUGCGAUCAUCACAGUUUUACAGUUCUUACUCUUUCUGGAUCGGGCUGUCUCGCAAUGGAGCCGAGGGGCCCUGGCUGUGGGAGGAUGGAUCAGCUUUCUCCCCUGAUCUGUUUCAGAUCCAACGAGCCAGCUCAAGUCCUUCCCUAGACUGUGUGUGGCUUCAAGGUGCAAACAUAGAUGCUGCACAGUGUGGCGAGUACAAAUUUUACAUUUGUGAGAAAGUGGUGGAUCCUGCGGUGGUGGAGCAAGUGAGCUACUUGGACAGGCACUAG
Messenger RNA from Egretta garzetta (little egret), 1023 nucleotides. Its product is annotated as C-type lectin domain family 7 member A-like. Gene Ontology annotation, biological process: cellular response to molecule of fungal origin. The coding region runs from base 1 to 1023 and encodes 340 amino acids. The transcript is spliced from 8 exons. NCBI's taxonomy places the organism in Eukaryota, Metazoa, Chordata, Aves, Pelecaniformes, Ardeidae. The record is from RefSeq and is a predicted model, not a curated record. Gene Ontology annotation, molecular function: (1->3)-beta-D-glucan binding.